Messenger RNA from Cavia porcellus (domestic guinea pig), 4873 nucleotides. It is a transcript of the gene Bap1, whose product is annotated as BRCA1 associated protein 1. The transcript is spliced from 17 exons. Gene Ontology annotation, cellular component: cytoplasm. The coding region runs from base 136 to 2244 and encodes 702 amino acids. The record is from RefSeq and is a predicted model, not a curated record. Gene Ontology annotation, biological process: protein deubiquitination; ubiquitin-dependent protein catabolic process. NCBI's taxonomy places the organism in Eukaryota, Metazoa, Chordata, Mammalia, Rodentia, Caviidae. Gene Ontology annotation, molecular function: cysteine-type deubiquitinase activity.
CGCGCGAGUGACGCGACGGGGCCCGUUGUCUUUGCGUGGGGCUGAGGGGCCCCGGGGGCGGUGGGGGCUCCCAGCGGGGGCGGCGGUGAAUCCGAGGGGCCUGGACAUGGCGCUGAGGGGCCGCCCCGCGGGAAGAUGAAUAAAGGCUGGCUGGAGCUGGAGAGCGACCCGGGCCUCUUCACCCUCCUGGUAGAAGAUUUCGGUGUUAAAGGUGUGCAGGUGGAGGAGAUCUAUGACCUCCAGAGCAAAUGCCAGGGCCCUGUAUAUGGAUUCAUCUUCCUGUUCAAAUGGAUAGAAGAACGCAGGUCUCGUCGCAAGGUCUCUACCUUAGUGGAUGAUACAUCUGUGAUUGAUGAUGAUAUUGUGAAUAAUAUGUUCUUUGCCCACCAGCUGAUCCCCAAUUCCUGUGCCACUCAUGCCUUGUUGAGCGUACUCCUGAACUGCAGCAAUGUGGACCUCGGACCUACACUGAGUCGCAUGAAGGAUUUCACCAAAGGCUUCAGCCCUGAGAGCAAAGGAUAUGCAAUUGGCAAUGCCCCAGAGUUGGCCAAGGCACACAAUAGCCAUGCCAGGCCUGAGCCACGUCACCUCCCUGAGAAGCAAAAUGGCCUUAGUGCAGUGCGGACCAUGGAGGCGUUCCACUUUGUCAGUUACGUGCCUAUCACAGGUCGGCUCUUUGAGCUGGAUGGACUGAAGGUCUACCCUAUUGACCAUGGGCCCUGGGGGGAGGAUGAGGAAUGGACAGACAAAGCCCGGCGGGUCAUCAUGGAGCGUAUUGGCCUCGCUACCGCAGGGGAGCCCUACCACGACAUCCGCUUCAACCUGAUGGCAGUGGUGCCCGACCGCAGAAUCAAGUAUGAAGCCAGGCUGCAUGUGCUGAAGGUGAACCGUCAGACAGUACUGGAGGCCCUGCAGCAGCUGAUUAGAGUAACACAGCCGGAGCUGAUUCAGACUCACAAGUCUCAAGAGUCACAGCUGUCUGAGGACUCGAAGCCAGCCAGCGGCAAGUCUCCCCUUGUGCUGGAGGCAGGCAGGGCCCCAUCGGCCUCUGAGGGCACCCAUGCAGAUGGUGCAGAGGAGGUGGCUGGUUCAUGCCCACAGGCUCCGACCCAUAGUCCUCCCAGCAAACCCAAGCUGGUGGUGAAGCCCCCAGGGAACAGCCUCAAUGGUGUUCCCACCAACCCAACCCCCAUUGUGCAGCGGCUACCGGCCUUUCUAGACAAUCACAAUUAUGCGAAGUCUCCCAUGCAGGAGGAGGAAGACCUGGCAGCAGGUGUGGGCCGCAACCGUGUUCCAGUCCGUCCACCCCAGCAAUACUCAGAUGAUGAGGAUGACUAUGAGGAUGAUGAGGAGGAUGACGUGCAAAACACCAACUCUGCCAUCAGAUACAAGCGGAAAGGACCAGGGAAGUCAGGGUCAUUGAGCAGUUCUGCAGACGGGCAGCUAUCAGUGCUGCAGCCCAAUACCAUCAACGUCUUGACUGAGAAGCUCAAAGAGUCCCAGAAAGACCUCUCGAUUCCUCUGUCCAUCAAGACUAGUAGUGGGGCUGGAAGUCCAGCUGUGGCAGUGCCCACACAUUCGCAGCCCUCACCUACUCCCAGCAAUGAGAGCACGGACACAGCUUCUGAGAUUGGCAGUGCUUUCAACUCACCUCUGCGCUCGCCUAUCCGCUCAGCCAAUCCGACGCGUCCCUCUAGCCCUGUCACCUCCCACAUCUCUAAGGUGCUUUUUGGAGAGGAUGACAGCCUUCUGCGUGUUGACUGUAUACGUUACAACCGUGCUGUCCGUGACCUAGGUCCUGUCAUCAGCACAGGUCUGCUACACCUUGCUGAGGAUGGUGUGUUGAGUCCCCUGGCAUUGACAGAGAGUGGAAAAGGUUCCUCACCCUCCAUAAGACCAAACCAAGGCAACCAGGAGUUCAACAGUCCAGAGGAGAAGGAGGUGGUCGAAGCCACGGACUGCAGAGAGAAGACUGGGUUGGUCAGGCCUGGUGAGCCCCUGAGUGGAGAGAAGUACUCACCCAAGGAGCUGCUGGCGCUAUUAAAGUGUGUGGAGGCUGAGAUUGCAAACUAUGAGGCUUGCCUCAAAGAGGAGGUGGAGAAGAGGAAGAAGUUCAAGAUUGAUGACCAGAGAAGGACCCACAACUACGAUGAAUUCAUCUGUACCUUCAUCUCCAUGCUGGCUCAAGAAGGGUGGGCACCUGCCACGAGCGGAUCUUCACAGGAUUCCCCAGUGUUCCGAUGAGCGUGGGCUCAGAAGUAUGAGGUACUUGAUGGACUGUAAGCUGCUUGACCCACUGGUCAUAGAGUGCUGUGCGAUACUGACCCUGGGGAGAUACCAGACGCUGGGCUGUCACACCAGACACCAUGGCCUUCCCUACCCUUUGCUACUCCUCAGGUUUGAGGAGGCAACAACAACGUCCACCUGCGUGGUGACUGCGAGAUUAAAGGGGAGUCAUCAUGAAGUGUUUAAGUGUUGGAGCAGUGUGUGGCACCUACAGGUAUCCGUGUGAGCUUUCACAAGUUCCCCUCGAAGGCUGGCUCCAUGAGAAUGGCUCUUCCAGCCCUUUUUUGCACUGCUGUGUCCUAGCACUUGGCUCACAGAAGUGGCCUGCUGAGGGCUUGUUGAAUGAGAUAGGAAGGGAGAGGCCACCUACAGGCUGCUGGGCUCCUCCGGGAGAGGAGACUGGUCAGAGGCAAAGCUGGGGCUACUUACAGUGAAGGGGCCCAGGUAGGCCACAAAGCCGGCAGCCACCAGCACGUUGCCUGAGAUGUUGUCAAGCAUGUUCUCCAGAUUCUCCACUGUCUCCCGCCAGCGCACCUUCUCAUCUGACAGCCCGUUGAUGAGCUGUGGAGAUGGCCCCAUGGGGUGGACUCUGGGAAGCUGUGCUGGGGGCUGUGGUGGACUCCCUGCUGCAGCUGCUGUGAUUGCUAAGUAGAGGGCAGCUCCACAGAAGCCCCUCCCUGGACCCUUCGGGGCCCUUCAGGUGGGCAUGCUCGUGGGCCUUCCGGGGGAGCAGCACCCACCUUGUCAGCGCGACCCAGCCGCUGCUCACACUGCUCACACUUCAUUUCCAGCUCUUCCUUCUUGGCAAUGCAUUCUCGGUACUUGGCCUGCAUGGUGGCGAUGCCAUCCUCCACCUCACGUAGGCGCUGCUUUGCCUCCUCCAGGAUCUUCUGUGUCACCUCCAGGUCUUCCUGGGCCUCCCUUAAGGCUUGCUACAGACAGAGGGUACAGGGCCAACUUGCCUCUGAGUGCGUGGGGAGGGGAACCAGCCACCACCAGCUCUACCUGGUCCUCACCCGCUUGGGCUCCACAGCCUUGGCCACGAAGUGGUACUUGUGCAUGGCCCGCACCCACUGGCAGAUGGAGGUACAGGCCUUGGACACCUUGGCGAUGGCGGCUGGUUGGAACUCCUCGUUGUCAAUGUACGGCUGGAUGGCCUUGAUCACAGCCUCCCCAAUAUUGUCCUGGUGUGGGAAUCAUGGGCCUCAAGAGGCUGCUUCCCACACCUGGCGGGAGAGGGGCUCUGCUGGAAGGUGGGGCCUCUGAGGGAUGCCCCCCACCCCUCUGACACCAGGUCCUACUUCUCUGCCCUGUGUCCUGUGCAGGCCUCAGCUCAGUUUCCUUAAAAAGCAAACACAAUCUAGAAAGGCUGACCAGACAAGAAACCUCUGUGUCCCUGGGAUUUCACAUAGUUUCUCAGACGCCUCAAGAUCUGACAAUACACAAGGCCACAUUGAAAAGCUCAUUUAAAGACAAGGUCUGUUUUCUGAGAGCGAUGCUUCAGUGGGUAUGGAGAGUGAGGGGUUCUGAUGAGCAUAGGGUGCUGCACUGUUCACAAGUUUCCAGAGCCAGAGCCAGAGCCAGAGCUGGGGCUGAGCCUGGGGGCCUGAACACUGAGUCUGGGCAUGCCUAGCCUGCCUGCUCCUCUCAGAAUGGCUUGAUUAGACCUGUGGGGCCCCUUGUUUCCUGCCUAAUGGGAGCAGAGGAGGAAUAGUGAAGCUCAAAGGUCUAGCUGCUGCUUGAGCCCUGAGACGAGCCACUGUCCCUAGUCUCCAGGCUCAGCAUAGAAGUGCCCAGCCCUUGCACUGACAAAUGGUGGUGGCCCACAUGGGUCAGGCAGCUGCUCCUCAGGCAAUUUCCAGGAUGGAGAGGGGCCCAUUGCAGGUAACUGUGGGCUCCAAGCUGACCUGACCAUGUGUUAGCCCCUGACAGAGCCCAUGUCCAGAUGGACAGAGAAACCCAGAGGGACACAGAGGAACCUGAAUCUCAGGUGCUGAGAUUGAGGGACAAAGAUGAUUGGCAAAGGUCUUGGGCAAGGCCAUAGGGGUCCAGAGUGAAAAAAGCACAAAAGAAUUCCCAGCUGUGGUGUUUUGGAGUGACUAUAGGGGUCCAGAGUGAAAAAAGCACAAAAGAAUUCCCAGCUGUGGUGUUUUGGAGUGACUAGGGGUGACAUCCUGUGGAGCACAGGAGCCUGCUUUGGUUCUGAUUUUCUCAAUACCUAUCUGUUGGUGGGUCUACCUGUUGCCCUACUGAUACACAGGAGAUAGGGCAUGGCAAAGCAGACUGGGGGAAAUGAGCAGGACCUGUCAAUCACAAGGUCCCUGGACAACACCAGGACCCUGUAUGUAGAAUUUCUUUUGAGCUGCCAUGAGAUGUAGAUGGCAUAAAAGAAGACCAGACAACAUGGAAAGUCAUUGUCAUGAGUUCCCACGAUAGUCUGUGCUGUGUUUCUCAGAUGUGAAAGCAUAAUUUUAUUUUUGUUUUUACCCUCUUUUUUUUGUUUGUUUGUUAGGCCCAAGCUCACCCUGCAGAGCUGGUUCUUCCACACCCAUUCACCCUGCAUUUUUCAAAUAAACCUGAGGCACUA